AUGGGUGGUGAAAAUUCUCAAAGUAUUUUAAAACAAAAAGAAGAAUUAGAGAAAGAAAUUUAUAAAUUAAAAAAUGAUAAUGCUAAAGAAAUUAAAACGUUAAAAGCCGAAAUUCAAGCGUUAGAAAGGAAAAAUGCUGAAUUGCAGAAAGAAGCUUCAAAAUAUCAAUCUGCUCUUGGAGCGGCAAUUGACUUGCAAUUAUCAGACAAUGAUGAGAAUAAUUUGGUUAACCUCAAAAACGAUAUUUUAAUUUUGCAAGAUUCUUUAGAAGAUUACGUUACCAAUUGCAAAGGUGAUAUUGAACUCGAUAUUCCCAAAAUACAAACACUAUUAAAGAAAUAUGGGAGUCAGACAGUCGUUGCAAAAGAUCAAAAACCUUUAAUCAAAGCGGUAUUACAGCGUCAUGUAAUGGAACAAAUUCUUAAUUAUGCUCAUAGUUAUAUUGAUAAUCCAAAAAGUCACCAAGGAAUGCUGUAUGGAAUCGAAACCAAACUGCAUCUUAGUACAAAAUUAUUGUUAGAUGUAGCGAGAGAUUUCGCAAAUAGACGUGUUGGUGAUGACGAUACAACCAAAUUACUUCAUAUUAAAUUACGUCAACAACUUUUUGGGGCUCUUGGUAAUAGAGGAUUCAAUGACAUGAUUAAUAACGAGAAGAAAAUCAAACGCCACGAAUUUAUUAUUCACUUUAAAGGCGUCUUAAACGAAGAAAUUGGAAGAUAUCGCAAGAUUAACGAUCCCCAUCAGAAAAACGAAGUUGAAGAAAUGGCUGCCGAAAUUAUUCGAAAAGUAGUAAAAUUAUUUUUUUUUAGAUUUCAAGUUCAAGAACCAGUGGCUAGACAUCACUGGUGUAAAUAUGGUAGCAAGAUAGAUGAUUUUAUGGAAGGAGUAUGGGAAGAAGAUGAAAUUAAUGAUUUGAUUGUAGAUGUUUGUUACUUUCCUUUAAUAGCACAACAAUUCGUAAGUAACGAUAAGUCAAAAUGUCAAAUUUUCACACCCGCUAAAGUUAUUACAAAACAUCGUUAA
Molecule: messenger RNA, 1023 nt
Organism: Funneliformis mosseae
Lineage: Eukaryota; Fungi; Glomeromycota; Glomeromycetes; Glomerales; Glomeraceae
Source: the annotation of a GenBank genome assembly